AUGGAUGAGUGUCCUUAUAAUCUGGGUAACAGGUGGUAUUUCAAGUCUACUGGAAACGAAUACGAUGGACCAAUGACGACUGAGGCUGUAAUUUACCACUAUUGGCAAUCUGGGAAAGAUCAUAAUCUACAUCGUCAGCGGUCACUUUAGGUGUACUUUGAAAAUAUCCCACAAGGCGCGGUUAAAGUGGAAUUUUGGGUAAGACAGUGUAGUGGCGAAACCCUGGGUGACGUUCUCACCGAGAGGAAAUCAGCGUCUGGGAUAACGAUUGAAGAAGUAUCUAGGCCCCAGUCCUAAUAAGGGAGUCUCAAUUACUCUUUGGCGCUGUUUCACUAACUUUCCUACGAAGAACAUAUAGAAAUAUAGAAAAUGUAACAUGUGAAUUAUUGGAAUUAUUUGCCUUAAGUUGGAGAAAUGGAAGCUGAAUAUCUUGCAUUCUUAUAAAAAUCGCCCACUUAUUUACGAAAGAGCUAGAGUUUGUAAACGUGGUCAUAUUCUCUUGGUGAUUCCAAAAAUUGCUCCAAUUAUCUUGCAGCAGAUUCUUAAUAUCUAUCUGGUUUAGGCCAGUUUUUAUCUCUUUAUUUUUCGUUCAAGCGAUUCGAGAUCGUUCCUACAAAUCAUGACGUGAACAAAAGGGUUAAAGCCCUCUUCUUACAAUUUAAAGCAAGGUUUCUUCAACAACGAAAACUUCCUCUGCAGUAGUUGCUUUACUCUUUAAGUCCCAAGAGAGUCGACCAAAGUCAAUUUUCUCUUAACAGAGUCAAUACCUAAUCAACAGAAAAUGCUGUGAAAAUUAAUGAAAUGAUCACCUGAUAGACAGAGCUUUGAUCUACAAAUAAAUUAUCUUAACCAAUUCUUGAAGGAAAUUUAUGAAGAUCAGUGUGGAUAAUUUGUAUUUGAAUAAAGUUGGGACUUAAAGGGUUCAAGGGGACAUGUCACGAGGAUAUCGUUGUUUUAAGUCAAUUCUGUGCGAAAGUCAUAAACUUAGUGCCAUUUAACCCAUACACAAAAUGAUCCGUUAGAGUUAUGAAGGAGAUCUCAAACAAAUUUCGCAAGGAGCAAAGAGCAUGAUAAUAACAUUUUUGGUGAUUUCAGUAGGUAGAGCAUUAGUUGUAACCAAUUUGCAGCAAGUAUAAAUAGCAAAAUGUAGGGUCAAUGUCUACUAAAACUUGCUGCAACAAAGAUGUUGCUUUUUUUAGCGGCGUUCUUAAGACGAGGCAAAGACUGAUCUUACAAUUUAGAUCUAGAGUUGUCUUUAAAAUUGAAAAAUGGGAAAAAUGAGGUCCUAAUGCUAAAAGUCACUAGCCUAAAUUACACUUAAUCGGACAUGCGUUUCCAUAGUCUAUGUAACUGUGACGACAGGCUAUAACGAUAACCCUAAACAUGGUAAAUGCUGCUUAAUACAUCAAAAUUAGAGAUAAUUAACUCUUCCUCAGGAAGACCAUAUUUCGGCUCUAUGUAUGCGUACACAAAAGCAUUUUCUAUUAAGGGCCCUUCGCUUUAGCUUAUUCCUUUGGGUGCGAGCGAUUCAGAAUAAAAUACCCAUUUGUAUACGUAACAUGACCUGGUAUGAUCCUAGGAACCACGUUUACAAGUCACAGCACAAAGUUUGUGGCUGCCUGAAAGAUCAGAGAAACUGCAUAUAAAGGAAAAAGGAAAUAAAAGUCAUCAUCACUAUCAAGUUUUUCACGUGCACCGUGGCUCCAUUGAUCAGAACCUUUCACCGAGCAUGACCAAAGAAACUUAUGAUUGACUUUUUUUUUUUUGUAAACAGCCACCACGCCUCGACAGCCUUAUCACAGCAAAAGAGGAAGGAGAUGCUUAGCUUCCGCAAAAUCCAACACAUACACGAACAAUGGCUUUCUAGUUUGUCUUAAGGGGUUAUCUUAAAACUAAACCAAUCAGUUCAGUUUCAUGCAUGACGAUACGUGCCGGUAUAAGAUAAUUAAGGGAAGUAGACAAACAAACACUUGCUAAAGAAAUUAAGGACGUUUUUAGCUGCAGCAGACCUAACGCUGACUAACUUGAACUUAACGCAAUUUUUUUUCCAACGCCUAAAAGUUUUUGGCGUGCUGGAAAGGAAAUGAAAAGGCUGCUGUUAUAAGGAACACAAAGCGACAGCAAGCAUAACUAAGGAAACAUGUUUGCUCUUGCAAAAAAAAAAUAAUCUGUCAUUGUGUUUGGAAUGUUCAUCUUUUUUACCCUGUUUCAGUGCUCCUUGCACGUAGGCAUAUAAACUAUAAACAAUUUGCAAAAUAAUUACCAUAUAUGGAAUAGGAAACAAGCAAGACCAAGCAAACAAUGUACAGGAACAGAAGAUUGACCGUCAAAUAUUCAGCAGUAUUUGAAUGAUGUGCACGUAGCACUGAUUUCAGUAAUCGCAGCGUUCUUGUUCAGCUCUCAUCAUGGUUCAAUAUUUUGCUGUUUUGUUGAUUCUCUGUAUUCCUGGCGGUUCACUGGGAACAACCACCUCAUGAUCACCUCAGCAACAAACACCGCAAAGUUAAAAGAUUUAUGCGAGGUAAGAAAUACAUGAAGAUAAAAACCAUAUAUUUUACUACUUUAUCAUCGACAUAAAAGUCCUUUUUCGACAUGAUCUUUCAUCCACGAAGAACCUGAAGUCCGACGUUAACUGUUAAGCUUCUUUCAUUCUAAUCUUUUUUCUUUAGCUCAUACUGACAAUUGGUUAUUUUAUUGUUCCUUGCUUGUCCUAUUACAUAACUAAAGGAGUCAUGGUAUUUAAACGUUCCGUUUCAAGUUUUCAAUUUUCAGUUUUUUUCGUCUCUACAUUAAACUACUAAAUCAUCUUUACUUUCAGCGGUCUAUAGUGGGUUUACCAGGCAUCCCAGGAUCCAAUGGCAUGCCGGGAAUGCCAGGCGUUCCUACUAAGGGAGAUAUUGGUGAUAAAUUAUCACAAGGAAUGUCGGGUCCCAGGGGAAAGAGAGGGCCCGAAGGGCCGCCUGGGAAGAAUGGACCACCAGGAAUUAUGGGAAUAAGGGUGAACUGGGACUUGUGGGAAUGAAAGGGGAGCGAGGCAUUGUGGGAGAUCAAGGAAGAAAAGGAGACAAAGGAGGGAAAGGAGAAAGCGCCAAGCAAGACAAGCAAGUGCAGUACCACAAACCAACUGGAAACAAUGUGUGUGGUGCUAAGAAAGUACAUUCUUUUUUGAAUUUCCCUAUAAUUUGGUUCUUUUUAAAUGAAAAAAGGAAAACCAUCAUGCGUGAUAAAACGAUUCCUGGCCAUAUGGAUAAGGACAACACAAAUUUAAGGUAUCUCAGAGUUUUUAAACAUUUGGAAGUAAUCUUGACUGGAGUUGUUAGUAUCAAUCACAAUCAUUACACAGGGUUGCUCGCCUUAACUACAAUAUGUUUGGUUUGUUUGAUUUUAUUCCAGGACUGUGUGUUUAACAAGCUGCAGUCUAGUUCAGCGCUCAGAGUCUUAUUCCUGGAAAACAUGGGGGUCUAUGGAAGUAAUUCUAAGUGUGAUCGCUGGUAUUUGAAGUUCAAUGGAAAUGAAUGCAGUGGACCAAUGGCGAUUGAGGCUGCUGUUUACAACAACUGGCCAUCUGGGACCCCUACUCUGCUGCACCAACGGUCAUUUGAGGGGUACUGUGAAAACGUCCCACAAGGUGCAGUUAGGGUGGAUUUAUGGGUAGGAAAGUGUAGUGGCCAAAGCUUGGGUAAUGCUAACACUGGGUGGGGCUCAGUGUCCCGGAUAAUAAUUGAAGAAGUAUCUAGGCCCCAGUCCUAA
This is a messenger RNA of Porites lobata, 3750 nucleotides long. The record is from the annotation of a GenBank genome assembly. NCBI's taxonomy places the organism in Eukaryota, Metazoa, Cnidaria, Anthozoa, Scleractinia, Poritidae.